UCUCUCCCCCCCUCCCUCCCUCUCUCUGUGAUGCUGUAGCCUCUCUCUCUCCAGUCUCCAGUAAACAGCAGUCAUGGCGACAGUGGUCCAACCGCUCACCCUGGAUCGAGAUGUUGCCAGAGCCAUCGAGCUGCUGGAGAAGCUGCAGGAGUCGGGCGACGUCCCCGGUCACAAGCUCCAGUCCCUGAAGAAGGUGCUUCAGAGCGAGUUCUGCACGGCCAUCAGAGAGGUGUACCAGUACAUGCACGAAACAAUUACAGUGAAUGGCUGUCCAGAGUACCAGGCGAGGGCCACCGCGAAGGCCACGGUCGCAGCCUUCGCAGCCAGCGAGGGUCACUCCCACCCGCGGGUGGUGGAGCUCCCCAAGACGGAGGAGGGGCUGGGCUUCAACGUGAUGGGCGGCAAAGAACAGAACUCACCCAUCUACAUCUCCCGCAUCAUUCCCGGCGGCGUGGCGGAGCGGCACGGCGGCCUGAAGCGAGGGGACCAGCUCCUGUCCGUCAACGGCGUGAGCGUGGAGGGCGAGCACCACGAGAAGGCGGUGGAGCUGCUGAAGGCGGCCAAGGACAGCGUGAAGCUGGUGGUCCGCUACACGCCCAAAGUGCUGGAGGAGAUGGAGGCGCGCUUCGAGAAGCUGCGCACGGCCCGGCGGCGCCAGCAGCAGCAGAUCCUCAUGCAGCAGCAGCAGCAGCAGAACCUGGCGUCUCAGCAGAACCACAUGUCGUAGGUUGUUCCAAAAGAAGAAGAAGGAGUGAACGGACGGGCGGGGGGGGGGAGAGCGGAAAGGUGGAUCUCAGAGACCAUCUGUUUGUGUUGAAGAUCCCAAAGGAAAAGCCUCCGAGGAAAACUAACAAGUGAAAGACUCUUUUACUUCCUCUCUCUCUCUCUCUCUCUCUCUCUCUCUCUCUCUCUCUCUCUCUCUCUCUCUCUCUCUCUCUCUCUCUCUCUGUCUCUCUCUCUCUCUCUCUCUCUCUCUCUCUCUCUCUCUCUCUCUGGCUUCCACCGAUAACCGAGUAAAAAGCCGCGACACUGGUGCUUCGAGGGAGGCGAGCGCUGAACGUCGUCCGGUUUAACUUUGUAUUUCCUUUUAUAAGUUUGUCUCCCUCCGAUCCGGUUGUGGCUCUGAAAGUGAAACUCCCUCUCUUCUUCUCUCGUGUUUGUCGGUUUGUUUACUUUCUGAUCGCUGACAGACGUCCGUUAAAACCGUUUCUCCACAUCGAUAUCAUUUGUACAGUUGAUGUUUCUAUUGAUUCUUCAAUCGGUGCUUGUGUCUCUGUAUGAAUGACCAUUGAUAAUUGAUUAUUGAUUUCUUUGUCCUGUUUUGGAUGAACCUGAACUUUUCUACCUUCCGAACUGUAGCAAGAAAACGGUUUUCUUUUGGUUUUUUUUGUAAUCUGCUAGAUUUAGCAAUAACAGAGAUUCUUCAGUUUCACAUUUCAACCCUGAUUUCAAAUCGCCUCAUUCGUGCAGACAGCAGAUACAGAAGCUGUGUCUCAAUUCAGGGGCUGCAUCCUCUGGAGGCUCCUUCAAAUGCGUCCUUUCCAGAUCCCAGAGAAACAAAGGCUCCAGCGAGCGGACCCUUCUCGGCCCAACGUAUCCCAGGAUUCAUUGCACUUGGGUUAUAAAGACUUAAUGGCGCCGGCGAGCAAAGAGACGUCCGAUCGAUGCUUCAACUCAACCGUGCAGCUAACGGUACACGUUUUAAAAACCAAGGGGCAUUCAAACGUUUCUCGUCUGUUGCCAGGUAACAGCAAUAAGGGGCGGGGACAAGAGCGUCUCAUUCUCAUUCCGAGAGACGCAGCUGAAUUGAGACAGAGUUUACGGGAUGGGUGCAAAAAUAAAAAAAGGCGAACUGGGUCUUGUGCACCGAACGGCAGCUUCUGAGUCCAAAUCUGUGCCAUUUAAAGAGAUUAUCGAUGUACAGGUGGCAUAACAUGUGCAAUAAUUAUUAUUAUUAUUAUUAUUAUUAUUAGAGCUACUCCCAGAUGAGAUUUAUCCAGAAAAAUAACAAAUAUAUGUCUGAUCAGAAAUAUUAUCCACGUCCUACAAACUGAAUCAGCAGUUUUUUCAUUAGGAUUAAAUGAUGUUUAUUUUUCAGAUGCUUCUAUUCUAUAGUUUAUGAGAUGAGAGAUUUUAACACAAAGUUUUAUCGUUUCCCUUUAGAAUAUUACGUGUUUAGAUUAUUAUUAUUAGUUGUAUAACAGCACAUUAAGUAGUUUCUGUUCUGACAAUCACAGUGAGCUGAGCGACGAGACCGUGUCGAACCUUCUUCUUCUCUUUCUCUCGUCUGUACCUGUAAAGAAAAUCUGUUUCUCUACCAAAAAGCUCCAGAGUCAAAGUGGUGAAUCCACCAGGUCUGUGUUUACUCCUCCGCCGUCUCCAUCUUUGGUGCUAAGUUCUCCUUCUGACUUCACCUCCCUGUUGAUGUCUGUGUUUCUCACACUGUCUCGUGUUUUCUUUCUUUUCUGAGACGUUCACUCACUCACUCACUUCUUCUUCUCUUUCGUUUUGCCCCAGUCAUGCAGACUUACACCCUGAGGCUGUUUCCUCUUUAUCACGAAUCCAAAACACUAAGCACAUCAUUUCUUGCCCAGGGGACUUUUAUGUUUUUCCCCUCAGCAGAAUGAAAAGCUGCUGAUUAUUUCUUUGGUAUCAUGGAUUUAUUGAUCUAAUGUUAAGGAUCCAUUCUACACUUUUUCCUAAAUAACCUGAUAGCGUUAAAGUCGCCUGACGCUGAAGCUUUUUUCGUGUUCGGUGACAUUAACUCUGAGGUUUUACGGGAAAUUCUAAAGUUUUUUGUUCAAGCAGAACAUCUGAAUACGACAGAUCCCUUUUUGUAUCUUUCAAUCACAGGUACUUUUCUUAAUUGACUUGCAUUUUUGAAGCUGAUGGUCCUGUACUUAACGUAAAGAUAAAAAAAUAAAUAAAAAAAAGACAACAAAACUGUUGAUAUGCAAUUGUUAUACAUACUAUAUUUGUAUAAAUAAAUCUAUGUGCUUGUGUACAGUGAA
Hippoglossus stenolepis (Pacific halibut) is the source of this 3011-nucleotide messenger RNA. RefSeq names its product lin-7 homolog A (C. elegans) (gene lin7a). Lineage: Eukaryota; Metazoa; Chordata; Actinopteri; Pleuronectiformes; Pleuronectidae. The transcript has 6 exons. Gene Ontology annotation, biological process: protein localization to basolateral plasma membrane; maintenance of epithelial cell apical/basal polarity; neurotransmitter secretion. The coding region runs from base 74 to 727 and encodes 217 amino acids. Gene Ontology annotation, cellular component: basolateral plasma membrane; MPP7-DLG1-LIN7 complex; synapse. The record is from RefSeq and is a predicted model, not a curated record. Gene Ontology annotation, molecular function: L27 domain binding.